Messenger RNA from Aspergillus homomorphus CBS 101889, 1465 nucleotides. RefSeq names its product t-SNARE syntaxin TLG2. The transcript has 4 exons. Bases 235 to 1434 code for a protein of 399 amino acids. Gene Ontology annotation, cellular component: SNARE complex; endomembrane system; membrane. Gene Ontology annotation, molecular function: SNARE binding; SNAP receptor activity. Gene Ontology annotation, biological process: vesicle-mediated transport; intracellular protein transport; vesicle fusion. The record is from RefSeq and is a predicted model, not a curated record. Lineage: Eukaryota; Fungi; Ascomycota; Eurotiomycetes; Eurotiales; Aspergillaceae.
UCCUAUCGGACGCAUUGGUGCAUGCUCAUAUACCCUCUGACAACUUAAUGUGCUGUGCCUCUGAAAGAGCUUGCUUGGCUUCUGUUCUCUGGUCAUUGAUACACCGUUUCGACUCCACAUAUUUGGUCUGUUUGGCCCGACAAUGAUCAGGGCAGCAGUCUAGAGGCGUUGCGCAACCCCCCGUCGACGGAACACCGCAGAACAAGGCACUCCCACCACAGUCAUUCCUUCACGAUGUGGCGGGAUCGCACCAACCUUUAUAUCUCCUACCGACAGUCGUUCACGCAUCACCCGGCCAAGAAGCCACGUUAUCUCGGCGCCUCCAAUGGCUUCUCCGACAUCCCUUCACAAUCCGAAGAGAGCCGUAGACUGAUCUCCGAAACGGGAGGGUCGGAUGAGGAUGGCGACGCAAUCAUCGAGAUGGACGUGUUACCCCCGCGCUGGGUCGACGUGCAGGACGAAGUGACGGAGCUACUCGCCGACAUCGCGCAAAAGUCCGCCCAACUGGACAAGCUACAUCAGAAGCACCUCCUUCCGGGGUUCGGGGACGAAGAGAUCAGGAAGCAGGACGAAGCGGCGAUCGAGCGACUUACCCAGGACAUCACGCGCUCCUUCCACGCAUGCCAGAAGGCGGUCCAGAGAAUCGAGGUAAUGGUGCGAGAGGCCAAACAGCAGGGCGGAGUCAGCAGCGGCGAUGAGACCAUGGCGAAGAAUCUACAGAUCUCACUGGCCGCUCGCGCGCAAGAGGCCAGCGCUCGGUUCAGGAAGAAGCAAAGUAAUUACCUAAAGAAGCUACGAGGCUUGGAGGGUGGAUCGUCCUCAUUCGAUCGAUCACCAACCCCGAUGCAGAACCCCUAUACGGAUCCCUCCUUGAUGGAAUCGGAUGCGGACAAGUCCUUCUCCCAAUCGACGCUUAUGCAGACCUCACAGCGCCUGUCGACUUCGAACGAUGCCGCUAUCGUGCAACGGGAACGGGAGAUCAAUGAUAUCGCCAAAGGCAUUAUCGAGCUGUCGGACAUCUUCCGCGAGUUGCAGGCGAUGGUCAUUGAUCAGGGCACCAUGCUGGAUCGAAUAGACUACAACAUUGAACGGAUGGGAACGGAGGUGAAAGCUGCAGAUAAGGAGCUCAAAGUGGCAACCAACUAUCAGCGGCGCACAGUCAAACGCAAAAUCCUCCUCCUCCUUGUAAUCUUGGUGGCAGGAUUGUUCAUCGUAUUACUCGUCAAGCCCAAGAAACAUGAUUCCCCCGAACCUCCUUCGCCGGCACCGGCACCGGCACCGGCACCGGCACCAGAGCCACUUGCUGCACCACAAGGCCAAGAAACACCCGCAUUGAAUCCUCGCGCAUUCGAGACGAUCUAUCGCCGAAAGAAACGACCAUCACUGUCCGUGGUCGCGAGGGAUAAAUGGGUAGACCCUGACAUAUACCGAUAGUUUUUUCCGUCUAGAUGGCCUCAGUAACCCU